UCAGGAUCGGGACACACCUACUGCAUAUCUUAGAGUCUGUCGGUUAUUACUCUAUCCUUGGAAAGUUUCCCAGUGCGCCACUACGAAUUAUGCUGUCCACAAUCAAGAGAUUAGAAGUCGUCUAUAACGCUAUCAAUGACAGCAACACUUUUACUAACGGUGAUGUUAUUUCAGGGGAAGUCCGGCUGGAAGCGGAGAAAGACUUCCAAAUAGAGUCCCUGUUCAUUAAAUUCAAAGGGAAAGCUGACGUUUUGUGGUACGAGAGGCACGGACAAACCACGCAUGUAUACAACGCCAAAGACAAGUACUUCAGCGUUAGACAUUACUUCAUCCGAAACAAAAACGACAAAAAGGACGACAGACAGACACUAGUGACAAAUGAGAAUUUACAAACAUACAGCAGUGUUGUUGCCCCAGGAAUCCAUGUCUACCCAUUCAGCUUUCAGUUCCCUUUCCAGGAAUUACCCUCCUCCUUCAAAGGUGCUGAAGGUAAAAUUGUGUACUCGCUGGAAGCCGUGCUGAGCAGAUCAAUGAGGAUGAACACGACACGUUCGAUUAUGGUCAACUUUGUGUCAACGACAAAUGUGAACACUGCAUCUUGGUUACAGACACCGCAGCAUGAGUCUAUGGAUAAGAAAAUGAACGUUUUUACCUCAGGAAGUGUAGCCAUGGAUGUCAAUCUUGAAAAAAUGGGCUUCCAGCAAGGAGAAGGAUUAAAAGUUGUGGCCUUCAUUAAGAACAGUUCAUCUCGUGAGAUCAAGCCCAAGUACUGUUUGUACAGAAAGCACAGUUUCUUUGCAAAAGGGAAAAGAAAGGUCCAUACUAAAGACCUCUUGAAAGAGGUGGGAGACGCCAUCCCUCCAUCUGCAGAAGAAACCGUCAUAAGGGUCAUCACCAUUCCCCGUGACAUGGAGCCCUCGAUCCUCAACUGCAACAUCAUCAAAGUUGAGCACAAACUCAGGGUGUACCUUGAUAUAAAAUAUGGCUCAGAUCCAGAGAUCAAGUUUCCUGUAGUCAUCCUGCCAGCCUUCCAUGCCUAUUCUGCAGUGCCACCACACUAUCCCGCCGCUGCUGCUGCUGCUGCUACCCCCUUUGGAUUCAACCCGAACCCGAACCCUCCAGUGUGGGGUUUUGGGCCACAACAACCAAUAGCAGCUCCCCAACCAUCAGAUCCCCCUCCUCCUUAUGGAACAUAUGCAAUGUACCCUCCGUUGCCGGAUUUUGAGAAUAAAUACUAGCAACAGAUCUGACCAGAUGCUUUGCCAGGAAAUGUUGUGAAAACACCGAGAAGCAUACUGUGGUCAUUAAGAGCCACUCUAGUGUUCGCCAAGCACUUCUGUGGCUAUAGACUAUACCAAAUCCCUAUAGUGUGUGUUUAACUGCCUCGUAUAGGAGUAUCUGCUCCUGAUUGUCUCUUUUUUUAUUUAACACUUCAUAUCUUAAGUGCCUGCAUGUUACAGAAAGACGACUCUGAAUAAAAGGAAAAAAUGUAAAACAUUACUUGUUCCUGUGAUAAGUGCAAUGCUGUUUGACUGGUUUGUUUUACGCCUAAAAACCUUUAUGGAAAGUAAAGAGUAAAAUAUUUUCCAUUCACUGGUUAACAACAUUACAAUAUCAAGCUGGCAGGUAACAUAUUGUGUACUUAAAUUAAAAACUGAAAUAAAGUUUUGUAUGAUAAUAAACUUUUUUAAGGCAAUAAA
Molecule: messenger RNA, 1700 nt
Organism: Oreochromis niloticus (Nile tilapia)
Lineage: Eukaryota; Metazoa; Chordata; Actinopteri; Cichliformes; Cichlidae
Product: thioredoxin-interacting protein
Exons: 7
Coding region: 90-1238 (382 amino acids)
Biological process (GO): protein transport
Cellular component (GO): plasma membrane; cytoplasm
Source: RefSeq, a predicted model, not a curated record